AUGACAUAUUACCUGGAAUGCCCAUCAAGAAACCUGCUGCUUAUGCCAGUGGAGCCGUUUGAACCAAACAAAUCAUGUUAUGUUUGCUCUGAGAGUCCGGUAUUGCUUGAAAUAAAUACAAACCGCUCAAAGUUGAAGGACGUUGUUGAAAAGAUCAUCAAGGCUAAGCUUAGGAUGAACCUUCCACUUAUUAUGAAUGCUUCAAACCUUCUCUAUGAGGCCGGUGAUAUUGAGGACGACAUGGUUGCAAUUUAUGAUGCCAAUCUUGAAAAGGUCCUAGCUGAUUUUCCUUCUCCUGUAACUGGUGGUACAAUGCUUAUAGUGGAGGAUUUUCAACAGAAAUUGAAAUGUGAUAUCAAUAUAAAACACAGAGAGGAAUUUGAUGAAGAGAAAGAACCUGAUGGAAUGGUUCUCUCAGGAUGGACAACAACCGCAGAAACAACGACCUUCACUGAUUGUGCUGGAUGCCUUUUGACAUUUACAAAUGGACGGUUCAAUAGUGAUGUGAGCCUUAAUGCAAUUGCAUUUCUUCGUUUCUGUGCAGUCAGACUUACUGAUGGAGGACUUGUAUGCAAUAAGAAGAGCAGUAUUGAUGGCUCGUCACCAUGA
This is a messenger RNA of Lathyrus oleraceus (garden pea), 609 nucleotides long. Its product is annotated as SUMO-activating enzyme subunit 2-like. The transcript has a single exon. The record is from RefSeq and is a predicted model, not a curated record. Lineage: Eukaryota; Viridiplantae; Streptophyta; Magnoliopsida; Fabales; Fabaceae. The coding region runs from base 1 to 609 and encodes 202 amino acids.